CCGCCACCGGGACCGGCUCCGCCGCCGACGCCGACGCCGACGACCAGCAGCCGCCGCUGCCCCCCGACACCAAGAGAUGGUGGAAAGCACGCUACACCCUCCAGCUGAUGGGCAUGCUGGGCGUGGCGAACCUGUACGCCCUACGCGUCAACCUCUCGGUGGCCAUAGUGACCAUGGUCAACUUGACGGCGCUGGAGAUCCGAGAGGCCAGGGACGGUCAUCACCUGAACGGCUACGCCAACACCAGCACCGAAGACGUCUGUCCUGGAGAAAUCUACGAACCGAGCACUGCGGACUCUGGUGAAUUCCUGUGGAACGAGGAGCGCCAGGGCUACAUGCUGGCCGGCUUCUUCUACGGCUACGCCCUGGGGCAGCUGCCGGGCGGCAUCCUGGCAGAGAAGUUCGGCGGGAAGCUGGUGUUCGGGCUGGGCACAUUCCUCACCGGGGUCCUCACCAUCGUCAGCCCGUUCGCCGUCUGGCUGCACGAGGACCUCUUCUUCGCUGUGCGCUUGCUCGAAGGCCUAGCCGAGGGUGUGACUUUCCCAUCCAUCCAGUAUAUGAUCUCCAAGUGGUCGCCACCCGGGGAGAGGAGUCGCUUCUCCAUAAUAUUUUCAGGCAGCUACCUGGGCCUGAGCAUUUGCCUGCCCGUGUCGGGCCUGCUGUGCGACUCGAACCUGGCCGGCGGGUGGCCACUGGCCUUCUACGUGUUCGGCGCCAUCUCCCUGCUGUGGUACGUGCCGUGGCUCGCGCUUGUCUACGACUCUCCCGCAGACCAUCCCUGGAUCUCCGAAGAGGAGCGCCGCUACAUCGAGGCCUCAGUCGGCACGGACAAGAUGCAGGGCCAGCGGAAGAGGCCGCCGGUGCCGUGGUGCUCCGUCAUAAAGUGCCCUGGCGUGUGGGCGUGCGCCAUGAUGCACGUGGGCAUCGGAUGGAACUUCUUCGGCCAGAUCACCUACCUACCCACCUACAUGGCUACCAUCCUCAGGUUUCCUAUUCGAAAGAACGCAGCACUGUCGGCACUGCCUUACGUGGUCGGUGGAACGGCGAGUGUGUUAUCCAGCAUCAUCCUGGACGUGAUCAUCAAGAAAGGCCUGGUUACGCCUCUCUCCGGCUACAAGAUCUUCAACGGCAUUACGGGCGCCGGAGCGGCGUUGACGCUGCUGCUGCUGCCUCGCGCCGGCUGCGACCGCACGGUGGCCGUGGCGCUGCUGUCGCUCAACGGGCUGUGCCUGGGCGCGCAGUACGCCGGAAACGGCUCCAACUUGCUGGCGCUGGCGCCUAGCUUCUCCGGAUCGCUGUACGGCUUCUCGAACACGUUCGCCAACAUCGCUGGCAUCCUUGCCCCAUACGCCGUCGGCUACCUCACCAAUGGAAACCAAACGAGGGGUCAGUGGGACAUCAUGUUCCUCAUCUCUGCCGGCGUGGGCUUGGUCACGUUCCUGCUGUACUUGGUGCUGGCCACCGACAAGGAGCAACCCUGGAACAGGCCUGAAGAAGAAGAUUGGUGCGGAUCGAUGGAGAUGAUCAGUGUGUCAGAUUCCAGAGACUCCGGAAUCCUAUAAGAAAUUCGUCGAGGGUCAUAUCAACAAUGCGUUUGAGAAGGAACAGUCAGUGCACAUUUGAAAUGCAGCUGUAAGCUGUGUUGGACGUUACGCUUAAAUUA
This is a messenger RNA of Schistocerca cancellata (South American locust), 1663 nucleotides long. Its product is annotated as putative inorganic phosphate cotransporter. The record is from RefSeq and is a predicted model, not a curated record. The transcript is spliced from 11 exons. Gene Ontology annotation, molecular function: transmembrane transporter activity. Lineage: Eukaryota; Metazoa; Arthropoda; Insecta; Orthoptera; Acrididae. Gene Ontology annotation, biological process: transmembrane transport; monoatomic anion transport. Bases 108 to 1562 code for a protein of 484 amino acids.